UCCGGAUCUCAUACGACCUAUCUACGCACUGGACACGGAAGCCCUCGGAAUCCUCGACCGCACGCAUACUACAGACGCUACCUUACGUAUGGCGGCGCUCAACGCCCUCGUGCGGCGAUUUCCACAAUGUGUCAAUCCACUGGCUUGUGCCUUGUUCUUGUGUCUGUUGGUUAACAUGACCCAGACACGCAAAGCCGAUAAACGCAAAUGCGUUACUCUGGGAUUUACUUCGCAAUUAAAAUGCAACUCUUGCAAAGAACUAAGACAAUUUAAUCUCACUGACAUCGAAAAUAAUUGUUUAGAAUGCUGCGAAGAGGAGGAAGCAUUACCGACUGUUAAAAGAUAUCCGUUUGCCGAACUUGUUACGUGCUCCUGAUCUUUGGAGCGAUACCCUCAAGUUCUGAAUUUUAUCAGCUCCAAGGAACGUAAGAUUUUCAAGGGGCUUCGUUUGAGAUAUGAGCGAGGACACGUGCCCACCAUGCGUUUGCUGAACCACGCGGAGGAGCCCGAAGAAGUGCACAACAUUGAGACUUGGGAUAAUGAAACAAUAUUUGUGUUUUUGCACGAUCACCUUGAAAUGUGAACCAGUUUGUACUUGUACUCUGCUCUUCUCCUCGACUUCUAUGACGACGCGUUGACCAAAUCCUCCAUUCGAGGUCGUCUUCCGUCCGAUGUUACUCUUGUCCUGGAGGAAAGGGUGAAUGAGUACCCAAGUUACCCCCUCCCUUCUCUGUACUUUUUUUUCUCUCUUCACAUAUCAUCUUCAUCAAUCCAUGUCUGCUUAUUGACUAGUGACUCCGCGUCCGCAUGCGUUUGUUUCGUUUCUCACUUUAGCCUCGGUUGCUCAGUUUGUCGCAUAAAUUUGGUAUCUACGUCACGGCUCGUCUUAUUUUUUGACUUUCGUAUUUAACAAUAAUCUUUUGUCUUGGCUAAUGCCUUUGCCAGCUGCUACUGGCCACAAGCCUCUGUUCGAUCAGUGUUUACGCUUUAUGAUCUUCGAGUGUUACAAAGCGUUUCCGAAGCUUUUUCUGUGUACUAAAUCCUGCCACACCAUUUCACACAAAAGAGAAUAUGCGUUAUGAUCGAUUAAUUUUCAUCCUCGGGUUACUAAAACAAUUAGCAUGGAGUAUUUGAUAGUAUUGUUCUCCCUAGCAACUUCUUUUAUCUAGUCCUAAUUGCACUUCAGCUUAUUAGUGGGCUCAUCGUGCAGACUUCUACUUAACUAGUUACUCCUACAGAUUCACCGUUCAUUUUCACCAGGUAAUGCUUGUAAAUCC
Molecule: messenger RNA, 1277 nt
Organism: Dicrocoelium dendriticum
Lineage: Eukaryota; Metazoa; Platyhelminthes; Trematoda; Plagiorchiida; Dicrocoeliidae
Source: the annotation of a GenBank genome assembly